AUGUGUAAUAAAAAUAUCGUAAAAUCCACUCAAAAACUCUGCGUUAUGGCUGAAGGAAGCAACAUUUUACUUGAUCCAAUGCAAGCAUGUAAGAAAACACGAAAAAUUCCUAACAAAAUUCUUGACAUCUGCAAACAGGAUAGUCGCAAUAAAACAUCGAUUCUCAAGAAAAUCACGAAAGGUAUCAGCUUGGGAUUUCGUGAAUGUGAAAAUCAAUUUCGUCAUCGCAAAUGGAAUUGCACAUCGCAAAGACGAAGCAUGAAGAAAAUUUUGCUAAGAGAUACAAGAGAGACGGCAUUCGUGAAUGCUAUUACAGCUGCUGGCAUUUCUUAUACGAUCGCUAAAGCUUGCUCAAUGGGAGAAUUAGUUGAAUGUUCUUGUGAUAAGAAUCUUGUGCGGCAUAAUGUUUUGUUGAAUAACAAUCAAAUGACAACUUUUGACAACACAAAAACUAACAUCAUUAACAUUAACAAAAAUAAAACAAAAAAGCCGAGAAGAAAUGGAAAUAAUAAGAAAAGGGCAAGAAAUUCUAACAAGAAACAGCGGAAAGCUCCACUUGCUCUACCCACAGAGGUUCCUGGAGUACCCGUCGUUGGUGAAAAUUGGGAAUGGAGUGGAUGUGACGACAAUGUAAAUUUCGGUAACCGAAAAUCAAAAGAUUUUCUCGAUGCUCGCUUACGACGUCGAAGUGAUAUUAAAACGUUAGUCAAAAUUCAUAACAAUAAUGCUGGACGUUUGGCUGUAAAGAAAAGUAUGCGUCUCGAUUGCAAGUGUCAUGGAUUGUCAGGCAGUUGCACAAUGAAAACAUGUUGGAUGAAAUUACCAUCAUUUACUGAAGUCGCUCAUCGACUUAGGGAUCGUUUUGACGGUGCAUCAAAAGUGAUUUCAAACAAUGAUGGCACUAAUUUCAUGACAGAAGGUUUGUCAAUAAAACCACCAACGAGACAAGAUCUUGUUUACACUGAUGAAUCUCCCGACUUUUGUCGACCAAAUCGUUUAACUGGCUCACUUGGCGUACAAAAUCGUGAAUGCAACAUCACAUCAAGCGGUGAAGAUGGCUGCGAAAUUCUCUGCUGCAACAACGGCUAUCAGCGCAGCGUGACUUUUGUAAAGUCAAACUGUAAAUGUCGUUUCAUCUGGUGUUGCGAUGUCGUGUGCAAUACGUGCCUUGAAAAGCGUGAAAUAUACACUUGUCGAUAAUUAAAUAAAUCAGAAAUAUCGAAUCAAUUCUUCACUCUGAUUUACAUUAAUUUUAUUUUUCUAAUCAGCAUAAAAACUUUUGGAAUCUCCAAGGGAAUCUCAAUUUAUGCUAAAUGACCAAAAUUUUUUUAUUGAGAAAACAUUACAAUGCAUGUUUUAUGUUCGUGAUUAAAUUUUAAUUCUUUAGAACAAUUAAUGAGACUAAUUAAAAAAAUGUAAUUAACAAUUAAGGA
This is a messenger RNA of Clunio marinus, 1433 nucleotides long. The record is from the annotation of a GenBank genome assembly. Lineage: Eukaryota; Metazoa; Arthropoda; Insecta; Diptera; Chironomidae.